Messenger RNA from Sander lucioperca (pikeperch), 684 nucleotides. The record is from the annotation of a RefSeq genome assembly. Lineage: Eukaryota; Metazoa; Chordata; Actinopteri; Perciformes; Percidae.
AUGACACUAAGCUUCUUUGACCAAUUUAUGAGCCCCACAUAUCUCGGGAUUCCCCUUAUAGCCCUUGCCCUAACCCUCCCCUGAAUCCUUUACCCUACACCCUCUGCUCGAUGACUAAACAACCGCUUCCUUGCAUUACAAGGCUGGUUUAUUAACCGAUUUACUCAACAGCUUCUUCUUCCUUUAAGCCUAGGAGGCCAUAAAUGAGCCGCCCUCUUAACUUCCUUAAUAAUUUUUCUAAUUACCCUUAAUAUACUGGGACUCCUUCCUUAUACCUUUACACCUACCACCCAAUUAUCCCUCAAUUUAGGACUUGCAGUACCACUCUGACUAGCAACAGUCCUUAUUGGGAUACGAAAUCAACCUACACAUGCCCUUGGACAUCUUCUUCCUGAAGGUACCCCUGGUCCUCUUAUCCCUGUUCUCAUCAUCAUCGAGACAAUUAGCCUAUUUAUUCGCCCCCUUGCCCUAGGAGUUCGACUUACAGCCAACCUUACAGCAGGCCACCUCUUAAUUCAACUCAUCGCCACCGCCGCCUUCGUUCUUCUACCCCUAAUACCAAUAGUGGCAAUCCUAACUUCCACAGUUCUUGUCCUCCUUACCCUAUUAGAAGUUGCUGUAGCCAUAAUCCAGGCCUACGUAUUUGUCCUUCUCCUAUCCCUCUAUCUUCAAGAAAACGUCUAA